Geodia barretti is the source of this 720-nucleotide messenger RNA. Lineage: Eukaryota; Metazoa; Porifera; Demospongiae; Tetractinellida; Geodiidae. The record is from the annotation of a GenBank genome assembly.
GGUGUAUGCUACAUAUAUCACUAAGUAUGGUAGUUCUUAGUACAUAUAUAGGGAUGACACUGGUGUAUUCCUAGUGGACGUGUGUGUGUGGCACAAUUGCUCCUGGAUGUGUGUGCGAAGUAGAUGUAUUGCUAGUAUAUAGAUGAAUGUAGGGUGUUACUAGUAGCUGAAUGUGUGCGGUGUGUGCGAUGCUGUAGGACGAUGAUCUGAUUGGCAGUAUUCCUCUGGGAGAUGAUGACCUGCGGAUCAGAGCAGUCAUUGAUCCCAAGGCCCCACCUAACUGUUUCGAGAUAUUCAAGAUCGACGGAGUGAUCAAGGCCUGGAAGAAGGAUUCUGAUGGGAAACCAGUUCCAGGUAACCACGACGUGUACAGACUGCAGGCAGGUUCAGAGGAAGAGCGAGACCAGUGGAUCCAGUCCAUCAGUGCCACCAUCUCCCAGGGAACUGUCUACGAUGCAUUCCAGCAGAGAAAGAGGAGAAUCACCAGCGUACAGGGUCUGGACCUUCCUGGUUUCGAGUGACUCUUUCUUUCUCUCUUUCUCCACUGGUAGUGUCGUUAUAAUAGGGAGGAGACUGAGUCUUUGUACAUUAUUAUGUGUGUGUGUCUUCACUUUUCUCUUUGUGUGGACUUUGUAACUUUAUCCUACAUAUUUAUGGUGUCUGUGUGUGUGUGUGUGUGUGAAAUUUUAUGCACUGGAUGUUUCAUCAACUUGCUGCACA